CAGGACGGAGCUGUAUGAGGCCCCCCCGCCGGCAUGCUGGCCCAUCGUGUACUCACCAGACUACAACAUCACCUUCAUGGGCCUGGAGAAGCUGCAUCCCUUCGAUGCAGGGAAAUGGGGAAAAGUCAUCAAUUUCUUGAAAGAGGACAGGCUAAUUGCAGAUGACCUGAUUGUAGAGGCACGGGAAGCAAGUGAUGAGGAUCUCCUGGUGGUUCACACACGGCGCUACCUGAACAAAUUAAAGUGGUCAUUUGUUGUGGCUACAAUCACAGAAAUUCCACCAGUUGCCUUUCUUCCCAAUUUUGUUGUGCAGAGAAAGGUGUUAAAACCUCUACGAACCCAGACUGGAGGAACAAUAAUGGCAGGAAAGCUUGCUGUGGAUAGAGGCUGGGCCAUCAAUGUGGGGGGUGGCUUUCAUCACUGUUCCAGUGACAAAGGUGGAGGGUUUUGUGCCUAUGCUGAUAUCACACUGGCUAUUAAGUUCUUAUUUGAAAGAGUACAAGGGGUGUCUAAAGCCACAAUUAUUGAUCUGGAUGCUCAUCAGGGAAAUGGCCAUGAGAGGGACUUUAUGGAUGAUCCUCGGGUCUAUAUUAUGGAUGCAUACAAUAGAUAUAUUUACCCAGGGGAUGGGUUUGCUAAACGUGCCAUAAAACGCAGAGUGGAGUUAGAGUGGGGCACAGAGGACACAGAGUACCUUCAGAAGGUACAUACUCAUGUGGAAGGAGCCCUGAAUGAACUAAAGCCUGACAUCAUUGUUUAUAAUGCUGGGACUGACAUUCUGGAUGGGGAUCCCUUGGGAGGACUUGCCAUUUCCCCUCAGGGAAUUGUGAAGAGAGAUGAGGUGGUGUUCAGGGCUGCCAGAAGCCGCAGGAUCCCCAUCCUGAUGGUGACAUCUGGAGGAUACCAGAAGAGGACAGCACGGAUUAUAGCUGAUUCUAUCCUCAAUUUGCACAGCCUGGGACUCAUUGACAAGGAGCUAGCAGCUGGUGGAGUUGGAAAUCCCAAGGUAGAACAGAUGAUCAGAGACUCUGCUAAGGACUUAAGCAACUUGUCACUGCAAUGA
Messenger RNA from Acanthisitta chloris (rifleman), 1063 nucleotides. It is a transcript of the gene HDAC11, whose product is annotated as histone deacetylase 11. The transcript has 9 exons. NCBI's taxonomy places the organism in Eukaryota, Metazoa, Chordata, Aves, Passeriformes, Acanthisittidae. The record is from RefSeq and is a predicted model, not a curated record. Bases 77 to 1063 code for a protein of 328 amino acids. Gene Ontology annotation, molecular function: histone deacetylase activity.